AUGCAAGACGAAGACGCAUGCCGAAUCUGUCGCUCAGGACCUGAACCCAACUCUCCCCUCUACUACCCGUGCAAAUGUACCGGUUCCAUCCGAUACUGUCAUCAAGACUGUCUUCUAGAAUGGCUUCAACAUUCGCGCAAAAAGUAUUGCGAGCUUUGCAAGCAUCCUUUCAUCUUCCACAAAAAGUAUCGCAAAGAUAUGCCCGCCGAUGGCAACCUCCCUCGAUAUCUCUACCUGCGGCGGCUACUAAUUCGAUCGGUCCAGGCUAGUCAGCUGGUAGCGAGAGGAUUGCUUCUGGCCUUCACUUGGUUAGGGCUGUUGCCAUGGAUCAAUGUCAACGUGUGGCGCUUCAUGUUCUGGGCGAUUGAUGUUGUUACUUGGAUGGGAGAGCCUCCGUUUGAGAUGGCUGCUCCGCCGCCUAAUGCCUCUGCAGGUGCGAUCGCCUCUAAUGCCUCGAAGCCAGUAGCGGAGAGAGAGGGCAACGUUGGAAGAACACGGAGUGGUGCAGGUGCAGUGGGCAAUAGUCCGAUCAACAUGGAGGCUGCAAAAAGUGCGGUGCCGGCUUUUGUGCAAAAGUUGGCGAACGACUGUUUUCAAGGUCAGGUUUUAACUUGUCAUAUCGUCCUUUUCUUCGUAGGAGCUUUCUUGCUGAGGGAGUGGAUCCUGCAGAAUAUUCCGCAGAACUUUGAUGUUGGCGCUGCUGUCCAACCGGCACCAGUACCGCUAGCUGUGGCUCAACCACGCGAUCCGAGAGAACAGAUGAUGGAGGAUCUCAAUCAUGAACGUGUACAGUUGGAGGAUUUCCUGCCGAGAGCACAGGCUGAGCAGCAGAUGGCGACACAGCAGCAGGUGCGCGGAAACCAAGAGCAAGAACCAGAGGCAGAUGAACGGCCGGAGUUGCAGUUAGAUCCGGAGAUGCAGAGGGAACAAGCUAGACAUGCGCGGAUACGGCGCUUGGAGCAGAUGCUUGCGAGUGCGGCUAGUGAAGAGCAGGCUGAUAAGACUGAGGAGGAGUUAGCUUUAGCGCCGGCAAGCGGGUGGAGUAGAGGGGAUCAUGAUAGUGCCGAGACGGUUCUUGCUGAACCCAGUGCAGAGAGGAGCAGCUCGCCAGCCCAGCAAUCUUGGUCUGCGCAAGCGAAUGUGCCAGAGACGCUUGGUUGGUCGGAACAGUCGAAUGGUAUUCAGGAUACGGACCAAGAUGACAGGCAGGCACAAGCAGAUUCUGAUGCAUCGCAUUUUGAAUUGACAGAUGCUAAGGAUACAGCAAAAAUGGAAGAAUCAAGCUCAUCUACGCCUGCAGAGCCGAGUGCAUCGACGUCCAAUGCAGUUCAAGAUGCACAAACAACAGACACCACUGGCGCUGACCAGCCACUAUCAGUAGCACAACCCGCUCCCGAAGUCGACAAUCCUGCCCCUUCCCAGGCCAACGCAGCCGCUGCUGAAAUCGCAGACGACCAAGACGCAUGGGAAGACGAGUCCGACCCCGAAGCGGACGCUGCUCCGCGUGACGACAUGGCCCUUCGCGCAGCCGCCGCCGCAGUUUUCCCUCCACCAAUCGCCCACAUCGCUGCAGACCACGACGACGACCACGACGAUAUCAUCGAAAUUAACGCUGCCGGCGUUGCCGCCAACGCUGCAGCUGACCCAGACAACCCAGACGACCCAGACGCAGAAGUCGGUCUGGCUGAAGAAAUGGAUGGGAUCCUCGAAGCCAUCGGCAUGCGCGGCCCCAUCUUUGGCAUCGUACAGAAUCUUUUCCUUAUGAUCUUCCUUUGCGGGUUUGUCAUGUUGGCGUUUGUCAUGGCGCCCUACGUUGUUGGCAGGGCGCUUGGGUCAGGGCUCGGGUUGGUGAGGGUAUUGGCGAUGCCGGUUAAGCUGUUGAGGUAUGUGACGGAUCCGCUGUUUGAUAGGGUGAUUGCGGUGGGUGCGAAUAAGGUCUGGCCGAGGAUUGCUGGUUUGGUUGGUAUGCAGAGUCAGGGUGAGGUUGCGGUCGUACAGGCUGCCACCGCUGGUGCGAAUGGGUGGUUGCAGAAAGUGCUACCCUCGAUGUUGGUGGCGAAGAAUGCAAGGCAGGUGAUCGCAGAGCAAGCUGCCUCAGCCACGAGAGGUAGCGCUACAGCAGCAAUGCUCGUUCGACUCCUUCCAGCCAGCGUGACUACCUCUUCGCAUUGGAAAUCAGUCUCCGACUCAUUCGACAUUGCUCUCUCCGCCGGCUUCCAAGGUACACUUCACCGCAUUCUCGAUAGUAUCAUCGAUUCCUUUGCCCGUCUCGACGCUCAUCGCAACGGCACAACCACCACCGACCGAAUCUUCUGCGUCGCCUUCGGCCAUUUUUACUGGCUCCUCAUCCUAUUCAUCCACCAACACUUCUCGAAACCCGACCUCCAACGAGCUAUGGCCCAAGAAUCCGCUUUGAAGCUAUACAUCGAUCAGCACGUGCUCAUACUUAAAGCUCUCAGCUUCAUCUUUAUUGAACUUGUCAUCUUCCCGCUGGGUUGCGGAUUGCUCUUUGAUAUCUGCACCCUGCCGUUUCUCGCCGAGGCUAGUGUUUUGGGUUGGCCGGAAAAGGUUAGGACCGCACCGUUGAGUUUUGCAUUUACAAGAUGGAUGGGCGGGACGAUUUAUAUGUUCGUCUUUGCCCAGUACGUUUCCGCGACAAGAAGGGUGUUGAGGCCGGGGGUGUUGUGUUGGAUCAGAGAUCCGAACGAUCCAAGUUUCCACCCGAUCAAGGAGAUUUUGGACAAGAAGAGUUGGACUCAGCUUAGGAAGAUUGCUGCUUCCGCGGUUAUGUAUUCUGCGACCCUGGUUGCUUCGAUUGGAGUCAACACGUAUGCGAUGAGGUAUCUGUUGGGAGGGUUACGUUGGCUACCCUUGAGAUGGAAGCCGUGGGGUGUUGGCGUGGAGGUUCCGGUGGAUUUGUUGAUUGCACAUUUUGUGGUGCCUUGGUUGACCGGUAAGAUGGAUCCGGAGAAGACGGCGGAGAAGGUGAUGGAUGUAUGGUGGGAGACGAUGGCUAGGGGGUUCAGGUUGAGUAGUUACUUGGUAGGGGGGGAAUAUUUGGAUGAGAGGAAAGUGAGGAGGGGCGCGGGAUGCGUGCAAGGGGUGAAGGAUGCGUGGGGUAGGAUGGUUGAUUUUGGGGUGAAGAGGGAGGCUGCGGGAGAGGGGGAAUGGGUGGAAGAUGGAGGGUUGUGUAGGGUCCCAGCUGAUGAUAAGGCUAUUACGACAGGGCCGCUGAUUAUUCCGUUGGAUGCCGAGGGGAAUGCGGUAACGGAGAAGUUGGCUGAGGCGAUAACGAAUCAGGAGACUGAUGCUGAGAAGCAUACUCCAAAACCGACGUAUACCAAUAUCUACCUUCCGUCGCAUUAUCGUGCCCGGAUCGCAGCGGUGUUGACGCUGCUGUGGCUCAGUCAUUCUGCGCUGUUUAUUCUGGGCAUUGGCGUUCCGCUGUCCCUGGGACGUGGGAUUGCAGCGAUGGUCAAGGGCAGGGAAGGAGCGAAGGAGGUUCAUGAUUUCUACUCCUUCACCAUCGGUUUCACCCUCCUAAUGACGACGGUGAGGCUGGUCAAAGGAGCACGAAAGAUGUGGCUUCGUCGAAUCAGGCGUGCUCGAAUGCACAGGACCACUCCCACGGUCUACAUCGCUCUCCAUCUCAUGGUCAAAGUCAAGCGAGUGUUGAAAGCUUUCUUCCUCCUCGUCGGUCUAGCUGGAAUGGUCCCACUCAUCGUCGGCCUCCUUAUCGACCAAUAUGUCGUCGUACCUUUUCGAUACAAGUCCACCCAACUUCCCGUUCUAGCUCUGGGACAAAUCUGGGCUCUGGGCAUCAUCGAAAUGCGUCUACUCUUCUCCAUAGUCAACUUGCUCGGGCGACCUCACCCAGCAAAUCGAAAUCGAGGUCCAAUCGGUUUGUUCAUCGCCGCAAUGAACUAUGUUGUGGCUGGUGGACUCUAUCCCAGGCCAAGAGUGAGGGUUGCUUGGACGAGGAUCGUCCUCCCUCUUGCAUCUGUGGGGGUGGUAUUGCUGUUAGGGCCGAUAGGAGUGGCAGGUUUGUUGGCAGAGAAAGGGUGGGUGAAGGUGGCAAGUGGCGAGGAGGAGCAGUUGCUUCUGAGGAACGUGUAUGGCGUCGUGCAGAGUAUCGUACUGCUUAUCGCGGUGAGGGCUGGUGUGAGGAAAAGGAUGGAUAGUUGGACAGAGUUGUUGAAGGAUGAAGUUUUCUUGGAGAGUACUGAGUUGAAGAACUACGAAGAAAAGGAGGAGAGCCCCAUCAAUGCCGCUGCGGAAGCAACGUUGGUGGACAGGAGCGCAGAUGAGUAUGCGGCUGAAGGAACCUUGCCUGAUGUCAUGUUCCGCUAG
This is a messenger RNA of Ustilago hordei, 4350 nucleotides long. RefSeq lists its product as uncharacterized. Bases 1 to 4350 code for a protein of 1449 amino acids. Gene Ontology annotation, cellular component: endoplasmic reticulum membrane. The record is from RefSeq and is a predicted model, not a curated record. Gene Ontology annotation, molecular function: zinc ion binding. The transcript has a single exon. Lineage: Eukaryota; Fungi; Basidiomycota; Ustilaginomycetes; Ustilaginales; Ustilaginaceae.